Messenger RNA from Wallemia mellicola CBS 633.66, 1929 nucleotides. RefSeq names its product cleft lip and palate transmembrane 1. The transcript is spliced from 3 exons. Bases 16 to 1842 code for a protein of 608 amino acids. Lineage: Eukaryota; Fungi; Basidiomycota; Wallemiomycetes; Wallemiales; Wallemiaceae. Gene Ontology annotation, cellular component: endomembrane system; membrane. The record is from RefSeq and is a predicted model, not a curated record.
GCAUUUACAUCCAUUAUGCCACAGGAUAGCGGAGAGCAGCCACAGCAAGAGCAGCAAUCUAAUGGUAUAUGGCAUUACGCCAAAAGAGCGUUACUUAUAUGGGUCGUUUCUAGAGCCGUACUCGGUCCAAAUGGUUUGAUUAGCAAAUAUACAGGAAUGGAUAAGUUAUCUCCACAGCCACAAGGCCCUAUGCCGGUAUCUACCCCAGAAGAUGCCACCAAUUCGGUGGUUCCAGUGCAGGUAACGAACUUAUGGGAGAAGGACACAGAAAUGGACUUGUUUAUUAAAUUGUCUACUUCAAAUAAUCCUUACCUCGCCUUGGAAACAGAUGAUGGUCUGCCAGAAAUACACUGGACUAAUAUCAACUACGGUGAUUGGAACCUAGACAGGACAGCGUCAUUUGAUAUAGAGUUACCAGAGAGCGUCAAAAACAAUGGCACCCUCUGGGCUGACUUCUUCCUCAGCAAGAAAGACGCACCUAUCAACCAACGCGAUCCAUCCUAUGAUCCACUUGCCGUAGCUCAUUCUCGUAAGCUUCUCACGCGUUUCCACCCAAAGAAAAAAGCGCGCAAGGAGAAGAACUUAUUGUCUGACGACUCGUCUGACGGUGAGGACGAUGAGGAGGACAAGGAAACACCAGAGUUGAUUGUCCCUUACUGGCACUCGAAUCUCACAGUCUCCAUUAUACAGGACACCGGUAUUAACAUUCCGUACACUCAAACUCAACCAGCUGCUCGUAAAUUCAUCGCUUUGGACCCGCUCAAUAGACGCAAAGAGGGUGUUAAGCCAGAGACCGGUUAUCACUAUCCUAUUAUCUAUCCUAAUGAUUUCUGGCUUCUUCGCAACCAAUUUGUAGAGCUCAACGAGACUACAGACGUAGUCCCACUCCAUAUUUCUUUAUCAUCACUCUCAUUCUUUAAAUUCAACAUAUAUGCCAACAUCCAUGCGGGUAUGGAAGAACAAGCUCAGACACAAGGUACUGGUGGUGAACUGGAUGAGUUUAAGCGUAUGCUGGUUGAAACAAAUCCUUAUUUCCUGGCACUCACUGCGCUUGUCACCCUCUUACACACCGUUUUCGAAUUCCUUGCAUUCAAGAACGACGUUAGUCACUGGAAGGGUGAAAACCACGAUAUGGUAGGAGUAUCUCUUAGAUCAAUCAUCGCAAAUGUCAUAGUACAAAUUAUUAUAUUGCUUUACUUGAUCGACAACAAUGAGAACGCCAGUUGGACAAUCAUCGGUGGACAGGCUAUUGGAUUAGUUAUUGAAGCUUGGAAAAUAACCAAGGCUAUCAAUUUCAAGAUCCUUCCUCCAGCUCCAAACUCGUGGUUGCCAUUUAAUUUCCAAUUCGAAGACAGGAAGGAAUUGUCAGAAGAUGAGAAGAAAACUAGAGAAUACGACGCACUUGCUUUCAGAUACGUUAGCUGGGUUAUGGUGCCUGUCCUUAUUGCUUACACUAUCUACUCGCUCCUUUAUGAGACUCACCGCGGAUGGUACAGUUUCGUUAUUUCUACACUCACUUCUUUCGUCUAUGCUUUCGGAUUCGUACAGCUUGUUCCUCAGCUUAUUCUCAACUACAAAUUGAAGAGUGUUGCACACAUGCCUGGACGUGCGAUGGUGUAUAAAACAUUAUCAACUGUCAUUGACGACCUUUUCUCCUUCAUUAUUAAGAUGCCUCUUCUUCAUCGCUUGAGUUGCUUCCGUGACGAUGUUGUCUUCCUUAUCUACUUAUACCAAAGAUGGAUCUACUCUGUUGAUCCAAACCGCUUGAAUGAAUAUGGUCAAGCUACAGAUGAAAAGAUUGAACAAUUUGAGAAAGAACAAGAGUCUAAGAAAGACAAAUGAUGUAAUUAUAUUGAAUUACUGUAAUUUUCUAUACUUACUGGUUAAAUGGAGCGUAAUGUAUUACUUAAAUACGAAUAAUAAAUUGCC